AUGUCAUCAUCUUCAAACAAUCCGAAUCCUUUAUUAGAAGUUAAUAUCUUCUCACGUUUUUUUCAUUGUUGGCUAUCUUCUUUAAUUACAAAAAGUCACAAACAAGGAACUCUUCAUCUUGAUGAUCUUUAUGAUCUUCCUGAUUUUCUUAAAUCAACAUCAUUGACUGAUAAGUUAGAAGAAAAUUGGUUGAAUGAAAUAAAACGAUGUCCACAAAAUCCAAAUCUAAUUCGAGUUACAUUACGUACUAUGGGAUGGAAAUUAAUACUUUUCGGUCUUUUAUUAAUUCCUCUUGAAUCAUUAAAUAUUGUUCAACCAUUAUUAGUUAUCUAUUUUAUGAAAUUUUUCGAACCAUGUUCAACAAUGUUAUCUUGGCAAGCUUGGUUAGCAGUUUUAACUAUUAUUAUAGUACUAUUAUGUAUAAAUCUUAUUUUUCAUCAAUACGUUUUUCGUACUGUUUUAUGUGGUGUACAAAUGAGAUUGGCUUAUAGUGGUUUAAUCUUUCGAAAAGUACUUCGUUUAUCAAGUCAUACAAUGAAUAAUUUGAGUUCUGGUGAAAUUACAAAUUUAUUAGCAAAUGAUGCUAAUAAAAUAGAACAAGUUCAUUACUUUUUAAACUAUUUAUGGGUCGCUCCACUACAAAUCAUUGUAGUUGUUUUCCUAUUAUGGCAUUUUGUUAAAUAUAUUACUUUUAUUGCUAUUGGAUAUACGUUAGUUCUCUUAUUAAUGCAACCAUUAUUUAGUCGUUUGUUUCUUCAUUUACGUUCCGAAGUUUUGAAAAUAACUGAUGAACGUAUUAAAAUUAUGUCGGAAAUUAUUAAAUCAAUGCGAAUUAUAAAAAUGUAUUGUUGGGAAUCAGCAUUCGAAAGAAAAAUUUAUCAUAUAAGAACGCGUGAAAUAAUUAAAACUAUUCUAUAUAUGAUGUGUACUUGUAUUGAAACAGUCUUAUCACAUAGUUAUAUUAGUAUAAUAUUUUUAAUGAUGUAUGGAAUAAUGUGGUUAUUUAAUAUGAAAUUUGAUACACGUAUAUUUACUCUUUCAUAUGUAUUAGUUAAUUAUAUACGUCAAUCUUGUAUUAAUUAUUUUAAUUUUGCUAUUCGUGAUCUUCUUAAUUAUAUUGCUGCUCAAAAACGAAUUCGAAAAUUUCUUUUAUUGAAUGAAUCUGAACGAGAUAAUCGAUUAUUAUCAACAUCUUGUAAUGAUAUUGUAGAAAUAAAUAAAAUUGAUGAAAAAAUAUCUCAAGUUAUAUGUAAUUUAAAACAAGCUCAAUGGGAAAAAAAUGGAAAAUUUUCAUUAAAAAAUAUUAUAUUCGAUGCUUAUCCAGGUGAUUUAAUCUGUAUUAUUGGACCUGUUGGAUCUGGAAAAAGUUCACUUUUACAAACACUAACAGGUGAAAUAACUUAUUUUGAUGGAAAAGUUCGAUUAUAUGGAUCAUUUUGUUAUGUACCACAAGAAUCAUGGAUAUUCUCAUCAUCAAUAAAAAAUAAUAUUCUUUUUGGUAAAAAAAAUAAUUAUAAGUUGUUUCAACGUGUUAUUCAUGCGACUGCUCUUGACGUAGAUUUUGUUCAAUUGUCUCAUGGUGAAAAUACUCUUGUUGGUGAUCAAGGUGUUAUGCUAUCUGGAGGUCAAAAAGCACGUGUCAAUAUGGCAAGAGCACUUUAUCAUGAUGCUGAUAUUUAUCUAUUAGAUGAUCCACUUUCAGCUGUUGAUGCUAAAGUUUCUAAACAUCUCUUUGAUAAAUCAAUUAAAAAUUAUCUUCGCAAUAAGAUUUGUAUUUUAGUUACUCAUCAAAUACAAUUUUUACAAGAUGCAACUAAAAUUAUUGUUUUAGAUAAUGGUGAAAUGGUACAAAUGGGAACAUAUGAAGAAUUACUUGUAUCUUCAACAUCAUUUGCUCAACUUCUUGAAGAUAUUAAUCAACAUGAACAACAACAACCAGUUUCUUUAUUAAAUCAACAAUCAAUGAUUGGUUCAAUAAAUUCAGAAAACGACAAUAUCGAUGAAGAAGAUAUUAAUUCAUUACCAAAAAAUCUUGAAACAAAACAAAAAGGAACAGUAAAAUGGAAUGUUUAUAUAUCAUAUCUUCGAGCUGGUAUUGGUGUUAUUUUGGGUUUUCUAUUAAUUAUAAUUAUAUUUGGAAUACAACAAACAAUAGCUAUUUAUAGUAAUUGGUGGUUAGCAGCAUGGAGUAAUGAUGAAAAUCAUCAUUAUCAGAAUUCAACUAAUUGCAUGAUUAUACAAAAUAAGAAAAAUGAUAGAAUAUAUCAAAUGAAUGCUAUUGAAUGGAAUACAUAUCGAAAUCACCGAUUUUAUAUAUUUUGUAUUCUCAUAUCUAUACUUUGUUUUUUCAUAUUUCUUCGUACUAUUAUCUGUCAACUUAUAUGUUUAAAUGCUGGACGAGUACUUCAUAAUAAAAUGUUUAAACGAAUAAUUCGAUGUCCUAUAUCAUUUUUUGAUACAAAUCCUGUUGGUCGAAUAUUGAAUCGUUUUACAAGUGAUAUCGCUACAAUGGAUGAUUCUUUACCAACAACUCUACUCGAUUUUCUUGUGUGUUUAUCUCAAGUUUUAGGUACAAUUAUUCUAGUUGUAUUAAUUAAUCCAUGGUCAUUUAUUCCAGCAAUAAUUGCUACAAUUGGCAUGUUCUUUUUAAGAUAUCGAUAUGCUCCAUGUUCUCGUGAUUUACAACGACUUUUAGGAAUUACACGAAGUUCUAUUUAUUCACAAUUAACAUCAACUAUUUAUGGACUUAAAGUUAUUCGAUCUUAUCAUGCUGAAAAUAUUUGUUCAAAAGAAUUUCAUUAUCAUCUUGAUAAUACUACACGAGUUAAAUAUUUAAUUGUAAUAUUAAGUAGAUGGUCAGCAAUGCGUUUUGAUUGGAUAACUCUAAUAUUUAUUGCCUUAGUUACUAUACUUGCUAUAAUUGUUCGUAUAAGUCAACAUCAAUUUUCAGUUGUAGAAAUUGCUCUUACACUCACCUAUAGUCUAAGUCUAAUGAGCCUUUUUCAAUGGACUAUAAGACAAUCAGUAGAAGUUGAAACUCAAAUGACAUCAGUCGAACGAAUACUUGAAUAUUGUUCACUUGAUCAAGAAUCAUCUAAUCAAUUAUCAUUCAAAUAUCGACCACCAAUAAAUUGGCCAUCACAAGGUCGUAUUAUUUUUGAAAAUGUUUCCAUGUCACAUUCAAAAGAAUUACAUUCACCAUUGGCUCUUCAUAAUAUUUCAUUAAUAAUUGAACCUGGUGAAAAAAUUGGUAUUGUUGGAAGAACAGGUGCUGGUAAAAGUUCAUUUAUUCAAACACUUUUUCGAAUGGGUACACUUGUUAAUGGUCAUAUUAUUAUUGAUAAUAUUGAUAUAACAACUAUUGGAUUAGAUGAUAUUCGACGUCAUAUUUCAAUUAUUCCACAAGAUCCUAUUCUUUUUACUGGUACAAUGAGAAAUAAUCUUGAUCCAUUUGGUCUUUAUUCAGAUGUAGAAAUAUGGAAUGCACUUGAACAAGUACAAUUAAAGAAAUUAGUAAUAGAUAUGAUGUCCAAUGGUCUUCAUUCAUUAGUAAGUGAAAAUGGAUCUAAUUUAAGUAUUGGUCAAAAACAACUGGUAUGUUUAGCACGAGCUAUAUUAAAAAAGAAUAAAAUUCUUGUAAUUGAUGAAGCAACUGCUAAUGUAGAUAAUGUAACAGAUGAAUUAAUUCAAAAAGCCAUACGUGAUAAAUUCAAAGAAUGUACAGUAUUAACAAUUGCACAUCGUUUACGUACAGUUAUUGAUAGUGAUCGUAUCAUGGUACUUAGUAAUGGAAAAUUAGUCGAAUUUGAUUCACCUCAAGUAUUACUUUCAAAUAAUUACUCUCAGUUUACUUUACUAGUAGAACAGACAGGAGAAACUGAAGCUGAAUAUCUUCGAACAUUAGCAAAUUCAUAUACAAGACGAAAACUAGCAAUAUAUAACUUAGAUGAUGAACCAACAUUAGAAACUAAUGAAAUGGAUCCUCUUGUUCCUUCAUCGUUGUAA
Molecule: messenger RNA, 4005 nt
Organism: Rotaria sp. Silwood1
Lineage: Eukaryota; Metazoa; Rotifera; Eurotatoria; Philodinida; Philodinidae
Source: the annotation of a GenBank genome assembly